This is a messenger RNA of Rubroshorea leprosula, 962 nucleotides long. The record is from the annotation of a GenBank genome assembly. NCBI's taxonomy places the organism in Eukaryota, Viridiplantae, Streptophyta, Magnoliopsida, Malvales, Dipterocarpaceae.
AUAGGUAUGGAGCCCUAACCACUAGAGCCACUAUUAAUUCAUUAAAAUAAAUUACAUUAUAUUAUAUUUAAUAUAUAGAUUCAAAUUUCAAUUAAUCUGGUUUUUUAAAUGGUUAAAUCAAUUGGACCAUCAAAAUCAUGAACCGGAGGUCAAAACGGUUUGACCUCCGGUUCGGUUUUGAAAACAUUGAGUUGAAGCUCACACCGCUCGUAAAAAUGGAGAGUCCAUUUGCACAGCAGCAGGGCUCAGCUCAUCUCGGUCCGUCCCUUUCCGUGGAGCAAUUGUUCAGGUGAGCGAGCUUGAUUCCCAUUUUCGAAUUCCUUUUCUUCUUCUUGCCCUACAUUUGAUUUUUUUAAUGUUCGCGUUUGCUCGGAUUUCUUCUUCUUGAAUAGAGUUCCCGUUUUCCCGACGAGAAAACUGAGUUUAUUUGCUUGAUCUGAACUAGUUCUGGACACAAUCACGCUUUCUUUUCCUUUUCGAAUCUAUUUUGUGUGAUGUGAAGUAGAUUAUUUGUUUUUUGUAUGAUUUUGAACCCUUUUUUAAGCGUAGGUAGGUAGAUCUAAUUCCCAGGUUGUCGGUUUUGAUCUGGAUCUGUGAUUUGCGUUGUGUAUUCAUGUUGGAGCUUUUCAUAUUUGUGUUUUGAUUAUGAAAUUCCAAUUGCAACUUUGAGUCGAGAUGAUUGUUUACGGAUCUGGAUUGAAUUUUAUUGAUUUCUCUUGCUUCUCGCUCAAAUGCUGGAUCUAUCAUGUCUGUUAUAUGCUAUAAUUUAUUGAUCUAGCAUUUGCAUUUUCUACUCAGAUGUGAUAUUCUAUUUGCUGUUUUAUGCCACUUGUUGAAUUCAAUUUUCCCUUGCCUUGUUACAGAGAAAGUGCCUUCUGGGAAUUAUUUAAUGGUUCUUUAUAGAAUUUUUAUGGUCCUUGAUUUUGAAAAUGGAUCUUGAAAAUAAUUCUUAAGAGUAAAGA